Lingula anatina is the source of this 777-nucleotide messenger RNA. RefSeq lists its product as uncharacterized. NCBI's taxonomy places the organism in Eukaryota, Metazoa, Brachiopoda, Lingulata, Lingulida, Lingulidae. The record is from RefSeq and is a predicted model, not a curated record.
AUGGCUGGUAAAGCUAAAACCAUUGAGAAUCCUACCUCAAGAUUACAAACCAAAGAUGAAGAUGUGGACCCUAGACCACGUCAACUGGCUUUAUGGAUAGAUACAGAAUCCGAAUCCGAACCUUCGUCGCAGCAGAUAUCUAGACCGAUAACGCCAUUCGGCCCCUCUGCGCUGGACCCAGCGACAGUUCCUAGGCGCUUGUCCAGUAGACUAGUUUCACAAACCAGACAAAGAGACCCUGAAGAGUUGGCCAUUGAACUGGACAUGAGACAAACAGCAGCGACAAAUCUGAGAAAUGAACAGCUCAGAGGCAGAACCCCCUCCACGGGCGCUAGGUUAGAAAAAGCAUACCAAGCUAAACUCGAGUUGGAAAUAACAGAAAAGGAAAGGAAAGAAAGGAAAGGCGAAGAAAAACGGAAGAGAAUUGCAAAGCGCUUAGAAGAAAUAAAAUGCAAGAAAGAACAGAUGGAAUUAGAGAAAAAGAAGGCUAGAGAACGCAAGGAAAAGCUCAUUCAAGAAAAUUUGAAGAGCCCCAAAAUUAGAGCUGAAGAUGACGCUUCUGCUAAAGAGAGAAUUCUGUUUGAACAAAAGUGCGAAAAGGAAUGUGAGGAAAACCAAAAGAAAUAUCCCAUUCAACGGGACGUGUUCGAAGAGACCAAAGUCCCUUCUAGACUGAGAAGAUGUUGGAAUGGGUUUUUGAAUGCUGUUAGAUCUUCAUCUUGUUUUGGUGGACGCCGAAGCAAUAGAGUACACCCACAAGUGCGACAAGAUGAAUAA